Messenger RNA from Vanrija pseudolonga, 720 nucleotides. RefSeq lists its product as uncharacterized. NCBI's taxonomy places the organism in Eukaryota, Fungi, Basidiomycota, Tremellomycetes, Trichosporonales, Trichosporonaceae. The record is from RefSeq and is a predicted model, not a curated record. The coding region runs from base 1 to 720 and encodes 239 amino acids. The transcript has a single exon.
AUGCACCGCGUCGCCAUCACGUCCCUCGCUGUCGCAGCAGCAGGCACAGCAUACAUAGCCUACGAAGCGCGCCGCCUCGCGCACCUAUACCCGAUCCAAGGCCCGCGGCCAUACCACAGCACCCCCGCCGUGCUGGGGCGUACCAAGCUGCCGCCAACCCUCGAGGGCAACAUCGACCCGCACAUAAACGACUACGUGUACGCCACUAUUCCCCUACCACCGGCGGCAGGGACCAUCGCGGCCAACGCGACCGACGCCUGGGUGCGCGCCUUCUACCAAACAUGGACAUUACGCCUCGAAGCCGUCGUCGGCGGCCGGAGCGACUUCAUCAAGACCCACUGCGCCGAGCUGCGCCAGACCAGUCCAGAACGCCUCGACGCGACCUCCGCCUUCGGCGAGGGCCGCGCCGUCGUCGACCGCCCCGCGCCGCCCGCGAUCGCGGCCGGCCUCUUCCCCGUGCUUGAACGCGCCCCCAACCUCGUCGUAUACUUCCGUAUCCCGAGCGGCGGCUUUCUCCUAGGUGGCACGCAGGAGCUUGCGGCUGUGCCGGUCGACGGGGGGCUGGAGCUGUCGUACGGGUGCACGAUCGCGCCGAACCCCCACCGCGCGAUGCCGGGGUGGGUGUACGCCGGGCAUUUGUUCUACAUGCGGUUUUUGGUGGACCGGGGCGCGCGGCGGCUUGAGCGGUGGAUCGCGGAGGACGCGCGGGGGCGAGCCUAG